Laetiporus sulphureus 93-53 is the source of this 966-nucleotide messenger RNA. Its product is annotated as kinase-like protein. The transcript is spliced from 7 exons. Bases 1 to 966 code for a protein of 321 amino acids. Gene Ontology annotation, biological process: protein phosphorylation; intracellular signal transduction. The record is from RefSeq and is a predicted model, not a curated record. Gene Ontology annotation, molecular function: ATP binding; protein serine/threonine kinase activity. Gene Ontology annotation, cellular component: cytoplasm. Lineage: Eukaryota; Fungi; Basidiomycota; Agaricomycetes; Polyporales; Laetiporaceae.
AUGACCUCUCGACAACGGCAACGAGCUGCUGAUGUUUUCUCCAUUACCGAUGACGUCCUAGCGGAACGCCUGCAGUUCAUUGAAGAAGUGGGCUUUGGCAACUGGGGCAGCGUUUGGUUGUGCCGCCCAAAACCAGACCCGGCAUCGCCGUCGUCACAGUCCCAGUAUGCUCUUCGCGACGCGAUGAUCGCGGUCAAGCUCGUCCACCGCUCGAAGUCGUCAACUACAGCGGCACGUGUUAAGUCUUUGUGGAACGAGAUGAGAGUGAUCAAAGCACUCAAAUAUGAACCGCAUCCAUCUGUCAUCCCCUUUUACUCAUUCAUUGUGACGCCCUCAUACGCCUUGAUCACGAUGCCGUACCACUCGCGACCGAUCCCCGUUGAAGUGCCGGAGGCAGGCUCGAAACAGUGGUUUCGCUCUUUACUGUCUGCCGUCGAAUUUCUACACAAACGCGGCGUCGUGCAUAAUGAUAUCAAACCGACGAAUAUCCUCUUGUCACAAGAGAAUGUCCCUGUACUGAUCGACUUUGGCUUUGCCGAACAUCACGACGCCAAGACAAACAAAGCAUUCCAUAGCAACCUCUCAUAUGGUACACCUGAGUACCUAUCACCAGAGCGUGCCAAAGGGCUUCAACAUGAUACCCGCAAGUCGGACGUCUGGGCUCUGGGUGUUACGUUCUUCGAAAUCCUCGUGGGCCGCACCCCGUUUGAGCAUUCCGACCAGGAGCAGUUCGCCACCAAGGAGGACCUAGAGAUCUAUUGGGAGAGAACGCUCCGGGGAGAAUGGUUAGGAACAUGGAACAUGUCUGAGGGCCUUGAGCAAUUAUUGAGGAUGAUGAUUCUGCCAAAUCCCGAUUUACGUUGGACGGCCUCAAAAGCCAUCGCACACGGCUACUGGGAUAGGACGGACGCGAUGUUCAUCUUCCAUGGUGAGUGUGUUUUCCGCUUGUCGAUCCCAUCUUCUUGA